AUGAAAUCGAUAUCAACAUUGGGUAUAUGUUUAAGAGCAUCCCAAAAUUUGGCCAAGACUAAGCCAAUUGCUGUUUUGUCUACAAGAUCCCUUACAAAUCUUGUCCAAAGACCAUCAACAUAUCACACACUUAGCAUACGGUCAAACAAGAUCAAUGGAUUAGAGACCAGAUAUACGAAUCUUUUGACCCGUCAUUUACUAUCCAACAAAUAUUCCACUAGUACAGCUCCUCCGCCACCACCACCUCCUCCUCCACAUGACAAAAAUGCUAAAGGGAAAUUACUUCUUAACAGAAUCGGUAGAAUAUUCACAUUUUCCUUGUCAUCUGUCCUUGUUCUUGGAGCUACCUGUGUGUCUGUUUUGGUUGUUUAUUUGAUUCUUUCCGAAUUGUUCCUUCCUUCUGGAGAUACCAGAACAUUUAACAAGGCUGUCAAGAUGUUAGAAAGUAAUGAGUUGGCACAUGAAGCAUUGGAUUUCAAAAAGGGUCAAAGAGUCAAGGCACAUGGUGAAGGACACGGUGAUAAGUGGGCCCGUAACAGGCCAGCUCAAUCUGUCAGAUCUAGAGGUACGGAUGGAAAAGACUACUUAUUCAUGAAAUUUCUGGUUGAAUCACCAAGUGGAAAAUAUGGUACUGUUACCCUUGAACAAGUGGAUAGAACUUUCUGGAGUUCUGAAUUUUUAUAUAUUGCAUUAGAUAUGCCUGGCAAUAAGAGAAUUUACAUUAAAGAGCCUAAAUUCCAAGCUAAGAAAUAUGUGCCAAAAGUUGGUGGUCUCAAUAACAAUAGUGGCUUUUUAGGACUUAAAUGGGGUCCAAAGAAAGACGAUUAG
Molecule: messenger RNA, 828 nt
Organism: Debaryomyces fabryi
Lineage: Eukaryota; Fungi; Ascomycota; Pichiomycetes; Serinales; Debaryomycetaceae
Gene: TIM21
Product: Tim21p
Exons: 1
Coding region: 1-828 (275 amino acids)
Biological process (GO): protein import into mitochondrial matrix
Cellular component (GO): TIM23 mitochondrial import inner membrane translocase complex
Source: RefSeq, a predicted model, not a curated record